Messenger RNA from Closterium sp. Naga37s-1, 4053 nucleotides. The record is from the annotation of a GenBank genome assembly. NCBI's taxonomy places the organism in Eukaryota, Viridiplantae, Streptophyta, Zygnematophyceae, Desmidiales, Closteriaceae.
AUGCUCUCCCCUUGUUCGACCCUCCUUCCCUCUGCUUUCCUCCCUCCCUUCUCCUCCCUUUCUGCCCUCCUCCCCUCUGCUCUCAUCCCCUUCUUCUCUCCGCCCUCCCUUCUCCUCCCUUUCUGCCCUCCUCCCCUCUGCUCUCAUCCCCUUCUUCUCUCCGCCCUCCCUUCUCCUCCCUUUCUGCCCUCCUCCCCUCUGCUCUCAUCCCCUUCUUCUCUCCGCCCUCCCUUCUCCUCCCUUUCUGCCCUCCUCCCCUCUGCUCUCAUCCCCUUCUUCUCUCCGCCCUCCCUUCUCCUCCCUUUCUGCCCUCCUCCCCUCUGCUCUCAUCCCCUUCUUCUCUCCGCCCUCCCUUCUCCUCCCUUUCUGCCCUCCUCCCCUCUGCUCUCAUCCCCUUCUUCUCUCCGCCCUCCCUUCUCCUCCCUUUCUGCCCUCCUCCCCUCUGCUCUCAUCCCCUUCUUCUCUCCGCCCUCCCUUCUCCUCCCUUUCUGCCCUCCUCCCCUCUGCUCUCAUCCCCUUCUUCUCUCCGCCCUCCCUUCUCCUCCCUUUCUGCCCUCCUCCCCUCUGCUCUCAUCCCCUUCUUCUCUCCGCCCUCCCUUCUCCUCCCUUUCUGCCCUCCUCCCCUCUGCUCUCAUCCCCUUCUUCUCUCCGCCCUCCCUUCUCCUCCCUUUCUGCCCUCCUCCCCUCUGCUCUCAUCCCCUUCUUCUCUCCGCCCUCCCUUCUCCUCCCUUUCUGCCCUCCUCCCCUCUGCUCUCAUCCCCUUCUUCUCUCCGCCCUCCCUUCUCCUCCCUUUCUGCCCUCCUCCCCUCUGCUCUCAUCCCCUUCUUCUCUCCGCCCUCCCUUCUCCUCCCUUUCUGCCCUCCUCCCCUCUGCUCUCAUCCCCUUCUUCUCUCCGCCCUCCCUUCUCCUCCCUUUCUGCCCUCCUCCCCUCUGCUCUCAUCCCCUUCUUCUCUCCGCCCUCCCUUCUCCUCCCUUUCUGCCCUCCUCCCCUCUGCUCUCAUCCCCUUCUUCUCUCCGCCCUCCCUUCUCCUCCCUUUCUGCCCUCCUCCCCUCUGCUCUCAUCCCCUUCUUCUCUCCGCCCUCCCUUCUCCUCCCUUUCUGCCCUCCUCCCCUCUGCUCUCAUCCCCUUGUGUUCUUCUUCCCUCUGCCCCCCCUCGUUUUCUCCCCUACAUCAUCGUGUGCCCCUCUCGACCUCCCCAGGUAGACCUAGAAGGCCCUUUCCUUUUUUACCCAUACAACAGAGCAUCCACUCUCCCCCACCUCUCCUCCCACCCCGCUGCAACCUUCCUCCCUCCCUCUCCCCUCCUCCCCUCUCCCUCUCCCCUCCUCCCCGUCCCUCUCCCCUGUCUUUUCCAGGUAGACCUAGAAGGCCCCUUCCCCUUCGAUCCAUACAACACCGCAUCCACUCUCCCCCGCCUCUCCUCCCUCAACGGAGCUCUGCUCUCCUCCUUCAUGCGGGGAGGUUCCUGGAUGUUUCCUCGCCUGCCAGCCUGGCAGCCCGGCACGCCAUUGGUGGAUCGAGUGCUGCAUGCCAUGUGGCGCCACGUGUGCAGCUACAAGCUCGCCACUGAAACACAGCUGGAUGAGAGUGCUGUGUGGUACGUGAUGGACGAGUUCGGCAGUGCCUUCCGUCACAGCGACCGACCCAACUUCCGCUGUGCGCCCUUCCUCUUCCUGCCGGAUGGCUCCUUCGCCUCUGCUCUCAGCUACUCCAUCUUGUGGCCGGUGGCAGCAGUGCAGCCGGGGGAGGAGUGCACGAGGGACUAUCUCGCCGGGGUGGGGGAGGAGCAGCAGCGCUCACCCAAGCUGUGCGUGUGGUUCCACACGCCCUCAAGCGCCUUCCACCAAGCUUAUGAGCAGCGCCUGUGCAGGUUCGCAGCAGCAGCCACAAAGCACGCAGAAGCUACCGCUCUCCUUGCCUCUACUGCAUCCGACAAUAAAGAGGACAAGGGAGGAGAAGGAAAGGCGAGUGAAUCGGCAGACAAACCGGAGAGAACAGAAUUGGAGAAGCGGGUGUAUCGAGUGUUCACGGAUCUGCCCUAUGUCACUGACAACCUCUCCCGCCCCGAGUUUACUUUUGUGGACACCCCCAGCGAGGCGGACAUCAUCUGGACGAGCAUGCAGGUGGACGAUGCGUUCAGAGAGGCGGCUGGGCUGAAGGGGAGAAGGGAGAAGGGCGGGCCAGAGCCGCUUGUGAACCAGUUCCCGUUUGAGGCAUGCAUUGUCAUGAAGCAUCACCUGGCGAAGACCAUACAGCAGGUGCGUGGUGGAGACACAGGGAGGGCGGGGAGGGCCAAGCUACAGGACACAUACGACAUGCAGUCGGAGAUGGCAGCGCUGAUAGGGUGCUUCAAGGGGAGGGAGGCGGCAGCUGCUGCUGCUGCAGGGAAGCGGUUGACUGCCAGCUACGGAGGCAAUGAGGCACCUGAGAGCGAUGCAGCGCUGAUAGGGUGCUCUCAGCAGAGGGAGGCGGCGGCUUCUGCUGCUGCUGCUGCUGCUGCUGCUGCUGCUGUUGCUGCUGCUGCUGCUGCUGCUGCUGCUGCUGGUGGUGGUGGUGGUGGUGGUGGUGGUGGUGGUGGUGGUGGUGGUGGGGGUCAAGUGAUUUGCAGCUAUGAGGACCGUGAGGCGGCUCAGAAGGUAGACCCCAAUCUGGACAACACGUGGAUCUUAAAGCCGUGGAAUCUCGCGCGCAGCAUGGAUGCAACAGUGUCGCGCCACCUGGCGCAGAUCGUACGGCUGGCAGAGACCGGGCCGAAGGUCUGCCAGAAGUACAUCUCCCGCCCCGCGCUCUUCCACGGGCGCAAGUUCGACCUGCGGUUCCUGCUGCUGCUGAAGAGGCUUAAACCGCUCGAGGCAUACCUCUCCGAUGUGUUCUGGUUUGACCUGCGCUUCCUGCUGCUGCUCAAGCGGCUGAAGCCGCUGGAGGCAUAUUUCUCAAACGUGUUCUGGGUGAGUGGUAUGUCUGGCUGCUGCCUGCUGGUUGGUGGGUGGUUGCUUGAAGCGUCCCACAGCAAGGCAGACACUGGGCCGAAGGAGACGCCGGGCCAAGGCAGGGCAGAGAGCGGCCCCAAGGUCUGUCAGAAGUACAUCUCCCACCCCGCGCUCUUCCACGGGAGAAAGUUCGACCUGCACUUCCUGCUGCUGCUCAAGCGGUUGCGGCCCUUGGAGGCUUAUCUCUCCGACGUGUUCUGGGCAGAGGCCAGGCUAAGAGGGAGGCCGGACUCCCUCAAGGCAGAGAGGGGCCCCAAGGUCUGUCAGAAGUACAUCUCCCGCCCCGCGCUCUUCCACGGGCGCAAGUUCGACCUGCGCUUCCUGCUGCUGCUCAAGAAGCUGAGACCCCUUGAGGCGUACCUCUCAGACGUUUUCUGGUUCGACCUGCGCUUCCUGCUGCUGCUCAAACGGCUUAAACCGCUCAAGGCAUACCUCUCCGAUGUGUUCUGGGCUCGCAUCGCCAACAAAAAGUAUUCGCAAGCAGAGGACUCGCUGUUGGACUUCCAGACACAUUUCACUGUCAUGAACUACAGCGGUCACAAGUACGAGCACGUGCCAACACACGAGUUUGUGCAGGCAUUUGAGCAGGAGCACAGUGUGACGUGGCAGUCCAUUGACCAAUCAGUGCAGAGAAUGUUACGGGAGCUGCUGGCGGCAGCUGUCACUGUUCAUCCUGAGAUGCAACCAGAUGACGACACCUGUCGAGCAAUCUACGGUGUGGAUGUGAUGCUGGAUGAUCACUUCCAACCCAAGCUUCUAGAGGGCGUUCUUGUCAAGGGUCAGAAGCUUGAGGCGGGUAAAGGAGCUGACUGUAGUGGGAAUGGGGCCGGAGAGGCGGUUGGAGGAGAGGUAAAGAUGGGCGAGGGAGGCGGAACAGGAGGGGGGGGAGAGUGGGGUGGGCGGGCCGGAGAGGGCGUUGGAGGCGAGAUUGAGGAUGGUGAGGGCCUGCUUGUCCUGGCAGAAGGCGGGGAUGGGGCCUGUGGGGUGGGGGACGAACAAGGAGAUAAGAGACGGGUCUUGAUGGGCCUGGCAGAUUUAGGGUUGGGGAUGGCGGGGGCUUGA